AUGGAUAUCCUUCAACUAUUGGAAAAUGCGAUCUUGAGUCCCGAUCCAACACAAAGAACUCAGGCUGAAAUCGAAUUGAAUGAGGCAGCAAAUAACCACUUUCAGGAGUACAUCUCGCUAUUGAUCGAAGCUUUGAAUAAUGAUGAAGCCAAGACAGAAGUGAGGAUGUUGGCCGGUAUUGGGCUCAAGAAUCAAUUGGUUUCAAAGGAUCAAAGAACUAAAUUGGCCCAACAGGAUCGCUGGUUAAAGUUAAACCCCGAGUUGAAAAAGAAAAUCAAGGAUAAUGCAGUCCAAGGGUUGAAGAUAUCAAAUCAGAAAGUAGCAAGUACCGCUGCUCAAUUGGUGGCUGCUAUUGCUGACAUUGAAUUGCCCAGAGGUGAAUGGCCCGAGUUAAUACCCCUUAUUAUUGAAAACACCAAGAUGGAGAAUCCUGAACAUGUAAAGCGUACAUCACAAUUGACCAUUGGUUACAUCUGCGAAAGUGCCGAUCCAACAAAUGCAAACAUCUUAUCCCAAGCGUCAGGAAUUUUGAUUGCAAUUAUACAAGGUGUCCAAAGUAAUGAACCAUCAAAUUUGGUGAGAAUCACUGCAUUGAAUGCCCUUGUUAACUCUUUAGAGUUUAUCAAAUACAAUUUUGAAACGGAAGGAGAGAGAAACUACAUAAUGCAAGUUGUUUGUGAGGCCACUCAAGCAGACGAUUCGGAAUUACAAGCCAGUGCUUUUGGCUGUCUUGCGAGAAUUAUGUCAUUGUAUUAUAAAUUCAUGGCUCUUUAUAUGGAGAAGGCAUUGUACGGCUUGACUGUAUCCGGUAUGCAAAGCUCGGAUGAAAAGGUUUCUUGCAUGGCUGUGGAGUUUUGGUCUACAGUGUGUGAGGAAGAGUCGGAUAUUGCAAUGCAGAGACUGGAAUUGGGAUUGGAUCCUUUGCAAGAUGCGCAGAAUCCCGAUUUAGUGUCGUAUAACUUUGCAUUGAUUGCGUCCAGUGAAGUAUUACCAACCUUGUUAACAUUACUUACUAGACAAAAUGAAGAUCCUGAAGAUGAUGAUUGGUCGGUUGCAAUGGCCGCUGGUGCUUGCUUGCAAUUGUAUGCUCAAAACAUUGGCAAUUAUGUUGUGGAUCCAACAAUCCAUUUUGUUAGCUCCAAUAUUUCCAAUGCUGAGAACUGGAGGUCAAGAGAAGCAGCAGUUAUGGCAUUUGGCUCUAUUUUAGAUGGUCCAGAUCAUGAACAGUUGAAGACAAUAAUCAGCGAGGCAUUAACACCUAUACUUGGCUUGAUAACUGACUCCAGCUUGCAAGUGAAAGAGACCGUAGCAUGGUGUCUUGGACGAAUUGCUGAUAUGGUUGUUGAUGCUAUAAAUAUUCAAACCCAGUUACCACAAUUGUUGGAAGCUCUAGUGAAAGGCUUGCAAGAUCAUCCAAAGGUGUCAACAAAUUGUUGUUGGACCUUGAUGAAUUUGGUUGAACAAUUGUGUUCUGAUCCCAAUGCUGAAACCAAUGCCAUGUCCCCCUUUUAUCCUACUAUCAUCCCAGUGUUGAUGCAACUCUCUGGAAAAGGAGAUAACGAGUACAGUUCUCGUGCUUCUGCUUAUGAAGCAUUAUCAACUUUUGUCACAUACAGUGCUAAAGACACUAUGGGAGUCGUGCAUAAUAUUGCAUCAGAAGUGUUGUCAAGAUUAGAGUCAACUAUUGAAUUGCAAUCCCAAGUAACAACAACUGAAGAUAAAGGUAACUUGGAAGAAUUACAAACCAACAUAUUAGCAUUAUUGACCACAAUUAUUAGAAAGUUGGACUCAGAAGUGAUAAAUGCCGCCGACAACUUGAUGGAGCGAUUCGUCAAAUUGAUAGCUGCUCAAGAGCCCAAUUCCCUUAUUGAGGAAGACUUAUUUAUUGCGAUUUCAGCAUUGUCAGGGGCCAUAGGUAACAACUUUUUAAAGUAUAUGCCAGUAUUUUUACCAUACUUAACUAGAGCAUUGGAGAAUGUCGAUUCACCAACUGCUUUCACUGCUAUUGGUUUGGUGGGAGAUUUAGCACAAAACCUCGGAUUGCAAAUCAGCGAGUACUUGAAUGGUUUAAUGACAAUACUCGGAAAUACUUUAAGCAACCCUGAUAUAAAGCGUGAGCUUAGACCAGCAAUUGUGUCGGCAUUUGGUGAUGUUGCAGCUGCGAUUGGGCCCAACUUUGAGCCUUAUCUUGAGUAUGUAAUGAACAUAUGUACCGAAGCAGCUUCAAUUGAGCCUGAAGACGGUUCAUUGGAAACCAUUGAUUACGUGCUCAAUGUGAGAGAAUCAGUACUAGAUUGUUUUGUUGGUAUCACAGCCGGGUUUUCCGAUCAACCUGAGAAAUUGUACCCUGUUGUUGGUGGCAUAUUGCAAUACAUCCACAAAGUUGCCUCAGAUCCUCACAUGGCAUCUACUGAAUCAGUUGCUAGGGCGGCCACCGGUUUGUUGGGUGAUAUUGCUGCAAUGUAUCCCCAAGGUCAAUUUAAAGCGUACUUUGAAGCCGAUUGGGUGACAGAGUUUAUCAAAAAGACUAGAUCUAAUGCAUUAUUUGACGAAAAGACCAAGGAUUCCGCAAGAUGGGCCAGAGAGCAACAAAAGAGACAACUACUGAUCCCGGCUGCAAUGGGUUAA
Lodderomyces margitis is the source of this 2628-nucleotide messenger RNA. Its product is annotated as karyopherin beta. Gene Ontology annotation, molecular function: nuclear import signal receptor activity; small GTPase binding. Gene Ontology annotation, cellular component: nucleus; cytoplasm. The transcript has a single exon. The record is from RefSeq and is a predicted model, not a curated record. NCBI's taxonomy places the organism in Eukaryota, Fungi, Ascomycota, Pichiomycetes, Serinales, Debaryomycetaceae. Gene Ontology annotation, biological process: protein import into nucleus. Bases 1 to 2628 code for a protein of 875 amino acids.